Molecule: messenger RNA, 939 nt
Organism: Tetrapisispora phaffii CBS 4417
Lineage: Eukaryota; Fungi; Ascomycota; Saccharomycetes; Saccharomycetales; Saccharomycetaceae
Product: TFIIH subunit TFB1 family protein
Exons: 1
Biological process (GO): nucleotide-excision repair; transcription by RNA polymerase I; transcription by RNA polymerase II
Cellular component (GO): transcription factor TFIIH core complex; transcription factor TFIIH holo complex
Source: RefSeq, a predicted model, not a curated record
AUGUCUCAUUCUGGUGCUGCCGUUUUCAAAAAGGUAUCUGGUAUAAUUACUAUUGAUGAAGGUCAUUCUCCUGCUAUCCUGACAUGGAGAUCCACAGAUGGAGAUAAGACCAGCGUUAUUGAAUUAGAUGGUAUUGAUAAGCUUCAAGCUACACCAGCUUCAAGUGAAAAAAUGAUGUUAAGACUUAUAGGGAUCGUAGAUGAAAGUAAGAAGAUUAAAGACAAUGAUGGUAACGAAGUCCUACCAAAACCUGUUACUUACAUGUUUAUGUUUAACAACAGGAUAGUGAUGGAUAAUAUCAAAGUUACUUUGCAGCAUAUUAUAUCACGUUAUAAAGAUACACAAGCUUAUGAAGAGAAAUCUCGAAGAGAAACUGGUGGUGAGUCCGUAGACAGUACACCAGUAGUAUCAACACCUCUGAUUAAUACCAGAAAACUAGAUGAUUCGUUGUCCAGGAAGAAACUUCUAUCGAAUUUUAAACUUCAACAAUCAUUAUUACGUGAAAAUAAAACUUUAAUGAAAACUUUCCAAGAGACUGUAAUGUCCUCCGGUUUGCCGGCUGACGAAUUCUGGUCGACAAGAAUUGCUUUGUUGCGAGCAUUUGCGUUAUCGACAUCACAGAAGGUUGGCCCAUAUAAUGUUUUAUCGAGUAUCAAGCCAGUUGCAUCAUCAGAUAAUAAAGUGAAUGUGAAUAUAUCCAGAGAGAAAAUUAUGAGUAUUUUCCAGACUUUUCCAAUUGUAAACAAGGCAUAUAUGGAUAAUGUGCCAAAAAAUUUCAAGGAACCUGAAUUUUGGGCUAGGUUUUUUGCCUCUAAAUUGUUUCGUAAAUUAAGGGGUGAACGUAUCUCACCAAAUGAUAGAGGUGAUGUUAUUAUAGAUAGAUACUUAACAUUGGAUGAAGAUUAUGAUAGACAAGAUGAUAUCAGUUUACAGCAUGAC